AUGCCUCGAACACCAGAUCUCGUGUCGGACUCCAAACUUAUUACGGAGUUUAGCAAUUCCGCAACCAUCCAUGCAGUUCACGAUAUCGACGAAGCAGGCUCUCGAUCCUACCGAAAAGAAUACUGGAAAUGGGAUAGAAACUUUGGAUACGGACGAUUUGGAGCGGUUCUGCUGCAGAUAUGUGUUACCACCGGUGCAAAGCAGGAUGCUCUCCGCGCGGUGAAGGUCAUCAACAAGUCCCCGAAUUUCAACAGAGAGUUAGAAGCGAUUGCAAAAUUUUCUCAUAAACGAUAUGAACAUUGGUUCGUAAAGUCGUUCGGAUGGUAUGAAGAUUUGAGCUCAAUCUUCAUUACUAUGGAAUAUUGCCAUUAUGGUGACCUUCAUCACUACCUCUUCAACCAACGUUCCCUGCUCGCGGUAGAAGCUCAACAAGUGACGCGUCAAAUACUCGAAGGCCUUGAUCAUAUGCAUAAGAAUGAAUUUGCGCACAGGGAUUUAAAGCCCGGAAACAUCCUUAUCAAAUUAAAACCGCCGGAGGGGAAGUGGUGGGUAGUACUCGCUGACUUCGGUAUCAGUAAACGAGACGAGGAGAGUAACGCACCUACUACUACGAUCCAAGGCACGAAAGGGUAUAUGGCGCCGGAGCUACUCGGAUUCCCUGAUCUUACUAAACCUAAGCAUAUCUCUGACUUUAAGGCGGCAGAUAUGUGGGCUUUGGGAGAAAUCGCCUUUCGUAUGCUGACUGGCAAUGCCACAUUUAAGUCCGAGUGGGAAUUAAUGGAAUACUAUCAACAAAAGCGGCCCUUCCCAUCGGAUCAACUUCCGUCAUCUGCUAGAGGCGAUGGGGAGGAAUUUAUCUGUAAUCUCAUAGGGAUGCGCCCUAAUAUGCGAAUGACUACAACCCAGUGCCUUGAACAUCGCUGGAUAGAGUCACAGCGCAUAACCCUUGAAGAGCUAGGUUGA
Eremomyces bilateralis CBS 781.70 is the source of this 963-nucleotide messenger RNA. RefSeq names its product kinase-like protein. NCBI's taxonomy places the organism in Eukaryota, Fungi, Ascomycota, Dothideomycetes, Eremomycetales, Eremomycetaceae. The transcript has 3 exons. Gene Ontology annotation, biological process: mitotic DNA damage checkpoint signaling; protein phosphorylation. The record is from RefSeq and is a predicted model, not a curated record. The coding region runs from base 1 to 963 and encodes 320 amino acids. Gene Ontology annotation, cellular component: nucleus. Gene Ontology annotation, molecular function: protein serine/threonine kinase activity; ATP binding.